AUGAUGGAUCCAGCAUUGUUGAAACAGCAAGCAGCAUUCAAAGCUCGAGCUUCACAAGCUAUUGAAAUGGCGCGGAAAAGUACGGCGUCCACGUCGCAUUCCACGUAUGAUGCAGAAGCAAGUCGGAAGAAAAAACGCAAAGUGUACAACGAUUUGCAAUUAUCGACAAAAUCUUCUUCCGACUUCAGUUCUAAGAACGCUCCUUCUCAUUCGACAUCAAAUGCAGUAAAUUUUGGAACAAUGGCAAAAAUUGUUGAUUACAUGAAGAAACGACAUUUAUCAUCGCAACAGUGGCCAUUAAGUUUGAAGGAGAUACUGGAGGAAUUACAAAUAUAUGAUCUGGGAAAGAAAUCAGAACUAUGGCUUCAAGAAUCAUUGCCAACGAAUCCUCGAUUAACUGUUGAUGAAAAUGGGAAAUAUCUUUUCAAACCGCCUUACAAAAUCAAAGGGAAGAAUUCUUUAUUAGCACUGUUAAAGAAAUAUCACAUAGAAGGAAGGGGUGGCAUUUUGCUGUCGGAUCUCAACGAAUGCAUACCAGCUGCUGAAAAGCAUAUUGAGGCACUUAGUAAUGUUGUAAUUGAUGUACAGACGAUGAUCAACAAGCGUAAAGAUCACGUUUAUUUUUAUAAUGAUCCUGAUACCGAUUACGAAGUUGAUGAAAAAUUCAAAAGUUUAUGGAGGAACGCAUCUGUUGAUCAUUUGGACGAGAAGAAGAUCGAAGAAUAUCUUCAGAAACAUGGUAUUGAUGUGAUGAAAGAUUUAGGACCAAAGAAAACAACUUUCGCACCGCCAAAACGAAAACUUCCACGACGACGAGCUAAUCAGAAAGUUCAUAAUGAACAUCUGACUGAUGUUUUAGAAGACUAUUCAACUUAA
Messenger RNA from Brugia malayi, 876 nucleotides. RefSeq names its product Transcription initiation factor IIE, beta subunit, putative. The coding region runs from base 1 to 876 and encodes 291 amino acids. Gene Ontology annotation, cellular component: transcription factor TFIIE complex. The record is from RefSeq and is a predicted model, not a curated record. Gene Ontology annotation, biological process: transcription initiation at RNA polymerase II promoter. The transcript is spliced from 7 exons. NCBI's taxonomy places the organism in Eukaryota, Metazoa, Nematoda, Chromadorea, Rhabditida, Onchocercidae.